GUCACUAGCGCCAACUUCAGGUGUAUGCCGAAGUUUUUUCGUGUGAGCUUGGGUUUUGAAAAAUUGAAAAAAAUCGUGCUUUUUCCUCGUCAGAACCAGUGAAAAAGCAUAAAAACGUGCUAAAAAUGGAUCAUUCGGACGACAAUGAGCAAAUUGAGGAAUUGAUAUACUCUGAGGAGGGUGAAGAGCUGGAGGAAGAGACUGUGGAUAUUUUGCCAUCAGAUGACUACGAAAGGGAGGAAGAUGAAGUUUCCGGACCACAAGUCAUCACCGGAGAUCUUCCUCCGAGGAAGAAUAUUGUGUGCAUCAAGUCUACGGGUGGUGGACAGGGUAUUCCACUGCAACUGAAGACCAUUCAGGCCACCAAGAGCCCAGCUAUUGCGUCUCAGGUGCAGAAAUUGAUGGGGAAGCAGGUGACUAUUGUGUCCAAGCCAGUUAACAGUUCUGCAACACCAUCCCCCAUUGCCAUUUCCGCUUCACCGCGCAUGGCAACGUCCACUGGGCAGCUGGGGCAGAAGUUUGCCCUCCAAUCUGGUUCGGGCGGAAAGAAGAUUGUCACGAUAUCUCCAUCUCAAGCGCAGCAAUUCAAACUGGUGUCCUCAGGGUCACCUUCCUACAUCUCCCGGCUCAAGACACUGGGCAGCAGCCCAGGGCAGAAGAUCAUCGUGAAGACUUCUCCCGGAGGAUCAACUACUUCGAAGCUUUCUGGGACUUUUAUUGACAUGGGCAGCGGACAGAAACAAAUGGUAGUGAGCUCGCCCAACAUCCUCAACAUCGGGGCAUCAUCUUCUCAGGGACAGAGUCGCCAGAUGACUGCAGUCAAGGCCCUCAAUGUGCCCAAUAAAGUGCAAGUCGUGAGGGUGAUCAACCCAAAGACCCAGCAGCAGACUCUCCAGAAGAUUGUUAUCGCCAAUCCGCAAAAGAUAAAGGAGGGUCAAUCAACAACACCUCCGAGCACUAUUCCUCCGCCAAAGCUGGUAAUCCAAAGCAAAAACGGCCAGUGCUUCUAUGUGGCCACAUCGCCCACAAAGGCCAAUGCCACCAAGUACACUCUGGAGCCCAAAAGUGGCUCUAGUCCUGGAUCUGGUCAGAAGAGUGGCAUCCCUGUGCCCAUGUCGAAGAUUGUUCUGGACAAGGAUAAGCUCAAAGUGGUGUUUCCAGAGCCGACAAUUCUCAAUUCGAGCGUAUCGAACAACUCCAAGAGUUUCCCUGUGCACGUAUUCACCAGCAAGAGUACCCAUACUCCCGGAUCCAAUACCAACGUGACCACAGUGCGCAAUUUCUCCAACAAACCCAUCAUCACGGAACGCAAGGUGGACAUCAAGGAGAAGAUUGACAUUGAGAAAUUGCUGGAGGGUGGUGGUCUCAAUGCUGAUGGCAAGAAGCGUCCGUGCAACUGUACCAGAUCCCAAUGCCUCAAGCUCUACUGCGAAUGCUUUGCCAAUGGGGAAUUCUGCAAAGGGUGCAACUGCAAGGAGUGCUACAAUAGUCUGGAACAUGAGGAGGAUCGACAGAAGGCCAUUCGAUUGUGCCUGGAUCGCAAUCCAAAUGCCUUUAGGCCGAAAAUUGGUAAGUUCAAUGAGGAAGAUGCCAUUCGGAGGCAGCACAAUAAGGGAUGCAAUUGCAAGAGGAGUGGUUGCCUCAAGAACUACUGCGAAUGCUACGAGGCCAAGAUCUCAUGCUCCAGCAACUGCAAAUGCUUCGGAUGUCGCAAUGUUGAGGGCUAUUUUCCGCGAAGCGAUCAAAUCAGUCCCCAGGCUGCCGGAGUGAAGCGUCGUCAGAGUGAGGAAUUGGAGCCACAACAGUGCACACCCAAGAAGCAAGCAUGCAACUUUAUGACUCCCGACGUCGUCGAGGCGUCCAUUCAGUGUAUGAUUGCCCAAGCGGACGACUGCCAGAAGUCCAGUAUUCCCUUCCUGCUGACCGAAAAGAUGAUUUUGGAGGAAUUUGGACGCUGCCUGGCUGAAAUUAUUGACUUUUCAUUCAACACUGACUACUAAUCUCUGACCCUUUAAUUUCUCUUUUAUUUCUUUUUUGAAAAUCCAUUACACUGCAUAAACUACUGUGUAUCCUCCCGAAAAGUUUUUUUUUUUGCAAAAUAAAGUUAGAAUUUGGGGUACAUGAAGAAAAAA
Phlebotomus papatasi is the source of this 2132-nucleotide messenger RNA. It is a transcript of the gene mip120, whose product is annotated as protein lin-54 homolog. Bases 126 to 2000 code for a protein of 624 amino acids. Gene Ontology annotation, biological process: regulation of DNA-templated transcription. The transcript has 2 exons. Gene Ontology annotation, cellular component: nucleus. The record is from RefSeq and is a predicted model, not a curated record. NCBI's taxonomy places the organism in Eukaryota, Metazoa, Arthropoda, Insecta, Diptera, Psychodidae.